Arabidopsis lyrata subsp. lyrata is the source of this 1803-nucleotide messenger RNA. RefSeq names its product probable N-acetyltransferase HLS1. Gene Ontology annotation, molecular function: acyltransferase activity, transferring groups other than amino-acyl groups. Bases 477 to 1643 code for a protein of 388 amino acids. NCBI's taxonomy places the organism in Eukaryota, Viridiplantae, Streptophyta, Magnoliopsida, Brassicales, Brassicaceae. The record is from RefSeq and is a predicted model, not a curated record. The transcript has 3 exons.
UCGCAGUGCCAAGAACUAUAAAAUACGAUAGAAGUUAGAAUCGUGGGUUAUAUUAGUUUUUGUAUCCGUUCAUAUUUUAUAUUUGAGCCGUGAUAUUCCCGGAAAAUAUAGCUAUACACGAAUCCUAGCUAACCCGAUCAUCGAUAUAGAAUAUAACCAGAUAUGCGAAUUAAAUAACACAAGGAAAUUAAGAAGAAUCGACAGAGCUCCAAAGAAAGAGCACUAACCACAACAUUUAAUUUUUUUAUAAAUAUAUACAGAGAGAGAUAGUGAUGAUUAAAUAAAACGCUAAUCAUAUAAUCUAACUAGGGAGAACAAAGCAACAUACUAACUAUAAAUAGACUAAUGGCUAGACCCACUUUGUGAAAGAGAACGAUUGCUAUAUUUGCAAGAAGGAAAAAAGCUUUUAGGUUUUGAUUUCUUUGUUAUCCGUAAGGUUUUAUACUUAUACUUAAGUUUAGCUAAAACUAAAAGACAUGGGGAAAGGAUUCAAAGUAGUUGUGGUGAGAGAGUAUGAUCCAAAGAGAGACUUGACGAGUGUGAAAGAGCUCGAGGAAAGUUGUGAAGUCGGAUCUUUAUUAGUGGAUCUCAUGGGUGACCCGCUUGCCCGGAUCCGACAAUCUCCUUCUUUCCACAUGCUGGUGGCAGAGAUCGGUAACGAGAUAGUUGGGAUGAUCAGAGGAACGAUCAAGAUGGUGACACGUGGUGGAAAUGCAUUACGUCAAGCAGGCGGCGUUUUGCCGGAAAUAAGCACCACCAAACUUGCCUUCGUCUCCGGCCUUAGAGUCUCUCCGUUUUACAGGAGGAUGGGAAUUGGACUGAAAUUGGUGCAAAGACUCGAAGAGUGGUUUCUACGAAACGGCGCCGUUUAUUCUUACGUGCAAACCGAAAACGACAACACAGCUUCGGUCAAACUCUUCACCGAGAAAAGUGGUUACUCCAAAUUCCGUACACCAACUUUCCUGGUCAACCCGGUCUUCAACCACCGAGUCACCGUCUCUCGCCGAGUCAAAAUCAUCAAACUCACUCCCUACGACGCCGAGUCACUCUACCGCAGCCGAUUCUCCUUCACCGAGUUUUUCCCUUCAGACAUCAACUCAAUCCUCACAAACAAACUCUCCCUCGGCACUUAUUUGGCCGUGCCACGUGGCGAAGACCAUGUUUCCGGUUCCUUACCCGACCAGACCGGGUCAUGGGCCGUUAUAAGUAUCUGGAACAGUAAAGAUGUGUAUAGACUACAAGUCAAAGGAGCGUCGCGUCUUAAACGCACAUUAGCAAAGAUAACGCGCGUUUUCGACGGAGCGUUUCCGUUUUUGAAAAUCCCGUCGUUUCCUAAUCUUUUCAAGUCGUUCGCGAUGCAUUUCAUGUACGGUAUCGGCGGCGAAGGGCCACGAGCGGCGGAGAUGGUGGAGGCGCUUUGCUCACACGCGCAUAACUUAGCUAGAAAAAGCGGUUGCGCCGUCGUGGCUGCUGAGGUGGCGAGCUGUGAGCCGCUUAGUGUUGGGAUUCCUCAUUGGAAAGUGCUCUCGCCUGAGGAUUUGUGGUGUUUGAAACGUCUCCGAGACGACGGUGACGAUGACGGCGUAGAUUGGACUAAGUCACCACCUGGAUUGUCUAUUUUCGUUGACCCUAGAGAAAUAUAGUAAUGUAACAACCAAACACAAAAACAAAAAUAGAAAACCUUAUAUUAAACCAGAGUGUUAUACUAAAUUACACUUUUUUAACUAUAUAUGUAGUUUCAUACUGAAUAAAUUGUAAAUAAUUUGGAUUACAAGCACAAGCUAGCAAAACAUAUGUAACCAA